Messenger RNA from Sphenostylis stenocarpa, 1176 nucleotides. Lineage: Eukaryota; Viridiplantae; Streptophyta; Magnoliopsida; Fabales; Fabaceae. The record is from the annotation of a GenBank genome assembly.
AUGGAGAUCACCCACUACGUGCCCAACAAGGCUGUCAUCCAUACGAUUAGGGUUUAUGGUGGAUUCCUUGAUUACAUGUUGUUUGAAGUGAAUCAAUUCGGUAAUCUUGAACUGUACGAUCAUCUCAUGAGUGAACAAGUGGUGAGUGACAUAUAUUUGGGAAAAUUGUCUGAGUGGAUGCUUUUCGCUGCAUUUAAGAAGAAUCAUUUUAACCAGGGGAAAGGGAAACACGCCCUUCGCAUGCAUCUGUCUAAUAGUAAACACUGCAAAGACGAUAGAAUUUCAAUUCUCAGCUGCAUGGCCAUCGGAAAGAAAACCAUGGAGGGUGUUCAAAAUGAUAGACAUAAUUCUGGAGGAACCCUAACCCCAGUUAUCCAACAGGAAGCAACAACAGAUGAGAUGUACGAUGAUUUUAUGGCAGAGCUAUGCAAUGACAAUGAUAUUUUACCACUGGCAGAUGACACUUUCAGAAGCCUUUUUCAACUAGAUGAACCGUUUCCUUUGGAUCAUUUUUCUUUGGAAGUUCUUGAAAAAGGAGAAUCAGGACAAGUUCCUAUAGAUAUUCCAGCACACAACAAUGUGACCAAAGACACAACUUCCAUUAUUCAAGUGACUCCAUAUUCAUCUGAGAGAGUGAACAUUUCAAUUUCACCUAGGAUUGUAGUAUCCAAUCCAUCCACUUUCAUACGAGAAGGGCCUCCAAAAGAGCUAGCUCAGGAACAAGAAGCCAACAUGGGUGUAGCGAAUUCUAGUCUCAUCUCCAGAAACUGUCCAAAUUCAAGUUUGUCAUUGCCUCAAAACAAUCCAAACUUGUGGGUUGCGGGACCAAAUGCAUGGAAUCAUCCAAGCGUUAUGAAUAGCACAGCAGUAGGGUUAGGAACUAAUGAUCCACAAGUUCCUCAACGAGUUGAUGCUUCAUUUGGUAAUACCAUUUUCCCUUAUAUAACAGGAAACUCAAUCACUCAAUUUCAAUCACCAAGCUUCCCAGUGCUUCCUUAUGGUAGUAGCAGCAAUAUUUAUCAACAAUUUCAAAGGUCCCUUCCGUUACAAAUGAUUGGGAACAAUGCACGAGGUACAUCUGCAAUGGUACAUCGAUUUAAUCAUGGACUAUUUUGGCCUCGCCCACCCUCUCUCAGGGAUUUUGAUAGCUUCGUGCGUGCAUGGAAGGUGAACUAA